Molecule: messenger RNA, 1267 nt
Organism: Notolabrus celidotus (New Zealand spotty)
Lineage: Eukaryota; Metazoa; Chordata; Actinopteri; Labriformes; Labridae
Gene: ap1s3a
Product: adaptor related protein complex 1 subunit sigma 3a
Exons: 5
Coding region: 170-622 (150 amino acids)
Biological process (GO): vesicle-mediated transport; intracellular protein transport
Cellular component (GO): intracellular membrane-bounded organelle; AP-1 adaptor complex; membrane coat
Molecular function (GO): clathrin-cargo adaptor activity
Source: RefSeq, a predicted model, not a curated record
CGCGGCUCAGGCUGCAGAAGGUGUGAGCGCACAGAUUUCUGGGAAGAUCAACAAUGUCGGCGCAUUUGAAAACGCACGAGAAAGAGUGAGGAAGAACUGAGGCAAAGAAGGAUCAGUGAAAUUGGAAGAAUUUAAAUUUGUGUGACUUUUCUUCAACAUCCGUGACAAAAUGAUGCGCUUCCUGCUGCUGUUCAGUCGUCAGGGGAAGCUGCGGCUGCAGAAAUGGUUCACAACAUACACAGACAGAGAAAAGAAGAAGGUGAUCCGGGACAUGAUGAUGUUAGUACUGGCCCGUGCUCCACGUUCCUGCAACUUUGUCCAGUGGAGGGAUCUGAAGAUUGUUUACAAAAGGUAUGCCAGCCUGUAUUUCUGUGCAGGUCUGGAGACCCAGGAUAAUGAGCUCCUGAGUAUCGAAGUGCUGCACAGAUAUGUGGAGCUGCUGGAUCGAUACUUUGGCAAUGUUUGUGAGCUGGACAUCAUUUUUAACUUUGAGAAGGCGUACUUCAUCCUGGACGAAUUCCUGAUGGGAGGAGAAGUUCUAGAAACAUCCAAAGCAGCUGUGCUUCGGUCCAUGGAGGACGCUGACACACUCCAAGAGGUACUUCAGACCACUGACUUUUAACAAACGACGAUGGAGGAGUACAUGAGCAAACCUGCCUACUGAGCCAGAAGUGAAGACGUCCCACGUUUCAAGACUUUUAGGUUUAUCUCUGCAACAUUUUUAUUAAGUGACUAAGGAUGAGUCAUUCGCAUUAAGUCACAUUUUAACAAAAUGUUUGCAUCUCUAAGUGCCUUCAAAGCCUCAUCUGUAUAAUAUCAGAGUUUUAUGACUGAAAAAGCCUUAUUUACUGAAAUUUUUAGCUGUUUUUAUGCUUGAACUGAUGCACUAUGUGAUGUGAGUAAAUGAAGAAACACUACACAGUAAGGAAAAAAUAAAGUCAAUGCUUUAUUAACCUCAGGUAUGUCACAUAUGACCACAUUUAAGAAAGAAUUACCAAAAAGACACAAGUGAAUCAGGGGGUCCAACACUGGUUUUGGUUGUGUGUGUGUGUGUGUGUGUGUGUGUGUGUGUGUGUGUGUGUGUGUGUGUGUGUGUGUGUGUGUGUGCGUGCGAGCGUGCAUGUAAAUGUGUGUGUUGUUGAAAGGUAAGGCUGGUGAGUCACAUGUAUUGUUUUUUUUUAGUGUUGUUGAGCAACAAACUCAUUAAAAAAAGCAUCCACUGAAUGUCUGAACACUCAUAUUUCUGCUAAUAAACAAGAUCUUUUUG